Danio aesculapii is the source of this 2792-nucleotide messenger RNA. RefSeq names its product mitochondrial fission regulator 1 (gene mtfr1). Lineage: Eukaryota; Metazoa; Chordata; Actinopteri; Cypriniformes; Danionidae. The coding region runs from base 152 to 1114 and encodes 320 amino acids. Gene Ontology annotation, biological process: mitochondrial fission; aerobic respiration. Gene Ontology annotation, cellular component: mitochondrion. The transcript is spliced from 8 exons. The record is from RefSeq and is a predicted model, not a curated record.
AACACACGGGACACCGCUGGUCUGGAUAGCUUUAGCAUAGCACAGCUAGGACUCUACUAGAAAACUCUGUUACGCUACAGUUUACACGGUUUUGAUCUGAAGAUGAUCAUUUAUGAGCCAGAUCUAUGACUGAAGAUACUUCAAUGUCAAGAUGAUUGGAAAUCAUAGACGGAUAGAAAUGGACCUGGCUGUAGGAUCAUCAUCAAAGCAUUAUGGGUCAUCCAGAAGUAUUGUCAGAAGAAUUGCCACAAAUCUUCCCCUGGCCCCUUGUCCUCGUGUACAUUUUCAGCUUCAUCCGUUUGCUUCAGGAGCGAGUUUCCUCAACAGCCCAAAUGGGCCAAACGUGGCCACGCUCGCUGACGUUGCCUGGAUCGACAGAGAAGAGAGCGAUGGUCCUAGGAGAAUCAGAUGUGAGGCAGAUUCAGGGUUGGUUUUUCGCACUCAGGAGCGGCGGCCCCUGAGACGUCAGCGGUCAUUACCCAGCAUUCACCAGGUUGAACCCGCGAAACAGAGCCAGACUGUUAUCAAUGAUGAAGCUAUUCAGAAGAUCAGCGUUCUGGAGACGGAGCUGGCCAAACUAAGAGCGCAAAUCGCACAGAUUGUCCAGGCACAGGAGCAAAGCGCUCAGUCCCCAGCACCAGGUGGUCCUCCUGUACCUCCACCAAUGGCUCCAGUUCCUCCUCCACCACCACCACCACCACCUCCUCCUCCUCCGUGUCCCACUCCCAGCAUGCAGAGAAGCUAUUCCGCUAUUGACCUCAUCCGAGAGCGCCGUGGAAAAAAGGCUGAGCAGAACACAGUAUUGGACUCGGCCACUAAAAAGCCAGAGCUUCCCAACAUGCUCGAUGUGCUGAAAGACAUGGGCAAAGUCAAGCUGCGCUCAGUUAAGAGCCAUCAAGAGGAUGGAAAUGUGAAAGCCAAACCUGUUGAACCCACAGAUGCAGCGGCAAUGAUCGCAGAAGCCCUGAAACGCAAGUUCGCUCACCGCUUUCGAAAUGACAGCGAAUGUGACGGCGCUUUUACCUUCACUGCUUCUGAGAAUAAACCCCAUGUGGAAACACCGCUGUUUGGACAGCACAUGCUGAAAUCGACUGGAAGGAGGAAAAUGCAUUAGGACGGAGUUACUCAUCUAAAUGGGUAAAAACCUGACGACUUCAUUUUGAAACACCAGCUAACCUUUUCUGUUAGCUCUCAAAAUAUUGUUUUUGAAUAUGCCAAACGCUACGCUGUCGAUCUGGUUUCUCAAUUGAACAUCGUUGUAUUUUUGCACUUUAAAUAGUUCAACUCUACCAGUACAUUUCGUACCACAGCCAGUUCCACCAUUAAUGCCAGUUCCAGAAUUGUUGGGUUUUAUAAUAUUAUGUUUGUGGUUUUAGUUGGAUUUAAGCUCAAAAGUGCAGAUAGUUGACCCUUCUUUCUGAAGGGAUGAAGCACCAGUAUAUGGAUUGUUGUUUUUCGGUUUUUAAAUCAGUCAUUUUGUGUAUUUCAACACUUGUUUGUACGAUUCAUAGCUGCUGGAAAAUCACUUUAUUUUAUCAUGAGCAUUUUUUUAUAAUGUUGUGAACAUGAAUAGUGCAUAGACUGUGCUGUAGGUAGUAUUUGCUCACUAAUGUUGAGAGCUAAUUUAAAAAGCUUUUUUUAGGUUGUAAUUUAUUAUUUGGGGACAUUUCUAUUAUGUGGUUUUAACCAGUUUAGCAAAUCACUUGAAUAAUGGAGUUUUGUUUCAUUUGAAAUACUAACAUAUUUAAGGCUGCUAUAGUCUGUUGCUUUUUAAAGGGAUAGUUCUCCCAAAGUUGAAAAUUUGCUGUUAAUUCAUUCAGUCUCAGGCCAUACAAGUUGUAGAAAAAUUGGUUUCUUCAGUAAAAAAACAUAAAUAAGAUUUUUAGCUGAAACUGUGGUAGCAAGUCAGUGGCUGCCAGCACUUUGAGAGUCAAAAAACAGGUACAGUGAAAACAGAACUGUGGUUCCUCAUUCAUUUAUGUCUGAUGAGACCGUAUUAAAUGAUGGAUCCUGCAAGCCCUGUGAUUUCAGCUAAUAAUCAUUUUUAUUGUUCUACUGAAGAAAAUUUGUCAUGAGGGUGUGUUAAAAGCAGUUUCUUUUUGUUGUUGUUUUGUGAACUUUCUCUCUGUUGAGUAUGGUAUGACAGUGUUUGUACCUUUUAAAGGUUUGUUCUUUUGCACAUUGUGCAGCAGAAGCAUUAUAUUGCAAUAUAGGAUUUCUCAUUUCAACAGUGUAUACUGGAACUAAUGGCCAGCACGUAGAAGCAUUACCUCAGAACAAAAGGUACACUACCUGUCAAAAGUUUGGGGUCAGUUUUUUUUCCAUGUUUUUUUUUUUUAAGAAAAUUAUUCGGUUUCUCAACGUGGCAUUUAUUAAAUGUAAAAUAUUUGUUAAAAUUAAGUAACUGCUUAUUGUAUGUAGUUUCAAAUGAAAUCAUAACUUCAGUCAUUGUUGCUUUUAUUACUAAUAAUUAAGAGUGAUUUCUGAAGGAAUGUGUGACUCUGAAGCUGAAAAUCUAUCUUUUAAAUAAUAAUGUAUUAAAUUUUAAACAACUUUCAAACAGUUAUUGUGUAGUACAAUAAUAUUUCACAAUUUGUACUCUAUUUUUGAUUAAAUAAAUGCAGCUUUAGUGAGCAGGAGCUCAUUUAAAAACAUGUAAAAAUCCUACUGAUCCCAAAUUUUAACCGGUAGUGUAUAUUUUUGUUUUAAAUUCUGAUCAGAAUGGCCUGAUUUCAUCCCACUACAGAACUGUUGAAUGGAUUUUGAAUGUCUUGAAUAAACCAACUUGUGUA